This is a messenger RNA of Brassica napus (rape), 2547 nucleotides long. RefSeq names its product cytochrome b561 and DOMON domain-containing protein At5g48750-like. NCBI's taxonomy places the organism in Eukaryota, Viridiplantae, Streptophyta, Magnoliopsida, Brassicales, Brassicaceae. The record is from RefSeq and is a predicted model, not a curated record. The transcript has a single exon. The coding region runs from base 301 to 1593 and encodes 430 amino acids.
AAAAGAAGGAAAAGGUCAAACUUCAUUCCAAAUUAGAAAGCGAGUAAGAAUAAGAUAAAGAUGUAGAAAAUAUUAUUUUGAUUAACAACCCGCUGAUUAAAGGAUCAUAAAAUAUGGAAACAAAGAUAAAAGGAAAACAGGAAAAAGGAAAUUACAACAACAAUAGCACUAUAAAUAUGCAGCAAUAGGACAAAGCUUUCUACUACUCGAAUAAACAAAGCCUCUAAUUACUUUGGGCAACUCACUCUGCCUUCAGAAAAUUCAUUAAGCUUCGUGUUCACCAAGCAAAUCAUCAACAUCAUGUCUUUGUCUUCAAGAGCCGUUCUCGUCGUUAUGUGCUUUCUGUUCUUGUCGUGUACACCACUCUUUACGUCGGCAACAACAACAACAGUUCAAGGACUUCAGCCUCGAUGUGAAUCUCACAUCUUCAACAACGGAAAACAUUACCGUUCUUGCAAGGAUCUUCCCGUGUUAGACUCGUUCCUACACUUCAGUUAUGCUCGAGAAACCGGAGUUCUCGAUGUUGCUUACCGUCAUGCCAAUCUUGAGUCUUCUAGUUGGAUCGCUUGGGCCAUAAACCCGACCAAAAAAGGCAUGUUAGGCGCUCAAGCUCUCGUGGCUUAUCGUAACUCAACAUCUGGCGUCAUGCGUGCUUAUACUUCAAACAUCAAUAGCUACGCUACUAUGCUUCAAGAGUCUCCUCUUAGCUUUCGUGUAACGCAAGUAUCCGCCGAGUAUCUUGAUGGAGAGAUGACGAUAUUCGCAACUAUGGUGCUGCCUCCUAACACAACCGUUGUGAAUCACUUAUGGCAAGACGGUCCGUUGAAGGAAGGAGAUAGACUUGGGAUGCACGCAAUGAGUGGAGAUCAUCUCAAAUCCAUGUCCACUUUGGAUUUGCUUUCCGGACAAGUCACCGCAACCAAAUCAGUUAAUGGAAACAUAUUGUUGGUCAAGCGAAUCCAUGGAUUAGUAAACACAGUGAGUUGGGGGAUUCUCAUGCCUAUUGGAGUUAUGGCAGCACGUUACAUGAAGACCUACGAAACAUUAGAUCCCACAUGGUUCUACGUACACGUCGUUUGUCAGCUCACCGGAUACUUGGCCGGUCUUCUCGGAGGCCUUGGAACAGCGAUCUACAUGGCAUUGCAUACCGGGAUGAGAAGCACAGCGCAUACCGUGAUAGGGAUUUUAAUAUUCUGUUUAGGGUUCUUGCAAAUACUUGCGCUCAAAGCAAGACCGGGUAAAGACCACAAAUACAGAACAUACUGGAACUGGUAUCAUCACACGGUGGGAUACGUGGUGGUUGUGCUGAGCGUGUACAACAUAUACAAAGGGUUUGUUAUAUUGCAACCUGGAAGUGGAUGGAAGAUCGCAUACACCGCCAUCAUCUGUGCUAUUGGAGCGUUUGCAAUUGUGAUGGAGAUCUUGCAGUUCAAGAAGAGAUGGGGUAGCUUGUUUGUGAAGAAAUCGGAAGACCUACAAGAAGCUAAUCAAAGUGCUUUUAAGAAGGAGAUUUUGAAGUUUAUGAACAGAUGGGGUGACAAGACACCGGAAGACCUAGAAGCUAAUCAAUAUGCUUCCACUGAAGUGGUCUAGUUUUAUUCCUUUUCCAUGUACUGUCUAUAAAUGUCACUGUCUUAGACAACUCGUGUUGGAUCAUUCUUUAUAUUUUUUACGUGUAGACGAUUCAGUAUGACCAAUAAAAGUUGUUUAAAGUCGAAUAUUCAAAUAAGAAAUAGUUUCAAGAAUUUAAAUAGACCAAUAUAAUGUUUCCAAAGAGGAAAUUUUCAAUACUUUUGAGUUGAUGUGGUUCUCACAAAGGGUUCUCACAGGACACCGUACGAGUAGUUGGGGCCAACCGCAGUGCUGCAUUUUAUGUGGUGAACUAGGGAUCACCUUUUCUUUGCUUGGCCAUACACUUUUAUGGUCUGGUUGAAGUUGGCAGGAAAUCUUUUUGGAUUGGAACCUGACCCGGAUUGGGAGACGGCGCUGUCUAGGCUACUUACGGGUUCGUAUGAUCACCUGACUUUCAUUCUUUUGAGACUGGCCCUGCAAGCCACCAUAUACUUUAUCUGGCGCGAACGCAAUGAGAGGAAGCACAACUCCAAUAACAAGUCAGUGGAUCAGGUAGCCAAGUUAAUUAACAAGUCCGUGCGGAAUCGUAUCUCCUCCACUAACUACGUACUCAAUCCCAAACUACAGGGAGAUGAUACGUUGGUCUGAAGCACAUGUUAGUGCAGUUUAGGCUUUUGGCUAGUUUCACUUAUAUAGUUUCUGAAAACUCAUUAUAGUUGUACAUAUAUUAUUAUUUUGCGAUGAUCAAUAAAUUUAACAUUUCAUCGGAAAAAAAAAAAUUUCAAUACUGACCAUAACUGUGGGGAACGAUUGCGCCAGUAACAUUUUUAAGUGAGGAACAAUUGUGUUUAUUCUGAAUAGAUUUGUAUGAAGAUCACUUUAUCAAAGUCCCUAAACUAAUCAUCUUAUAUAGUUACAGACAGAUAGAUGAUCAUGAGGCUGCUGGGUAAUGGUAACAAAUAAACCUUUAAAACC